UCCACCGUCUUAUGCCCAGAGUCACAAUUAUACAUAUAAAAUUAUAUCUAAUUAUCUAAUUAUUAUAAUUAUUUUAUAACAUAUAAUUGGAGUUAAUUAGAGACCUGCCUGACAUAACAAUAAUAUUCUAGCGUGCAACUGUCUAAGGUUUGGCUAUCAAAGCUCCGACUGUGAGCAUGCAGGUGUGUCCCAUCAAACACUAUGCCCGUGUCCAAAUCCACGUCAUCAUCCCGCCCAACUACUACGUAAUCAACGCGCGACACGGACAGGCUGUCACUUUAUUAGCUGGCGUUAUUAGCUCUCGAACGAAUGGAGAACAAACUGGACAAGUCUUCAGGAGGAAGAAUACACACGACCUACCGAGUGAAAACGAGGUAGUAGACAGCCCUGAAGACGAGAAAUUCCCCAAACACACCGUACUGUCUGCCAUCACAGUAUAGCUCCAUUACAAUGAAGAUCCCAAAGCUGGCCUUCAUCUUCCUCCUGCUGGUCUGCCUUGUGGUCUACCUCACGUACGUGAAACGCCGCUUCGAGACCAGGAAAUUGUCCAAGCCGUUACUGGAGCAGCUUUCCAGAACAGCGCAGGUGGUCAGCGAAACGUUCCAGUACGGCAUUAUGUUUGACGCUGGAAGCACCGGGACACGGAUACACGUCUUCCAGUUUCAUCUGGAAUCCAGCGCGGCUCCUAAAUUGGGCUCCGAGACUUUUAAAGCAAUAAAACCAGGACUGUCUGCGUACGCCGACGAUCCGGAAAAGUGUAAAGCCGGACUGUUGGAGCUGUUGAAGGUGGCGGAGCAGACCAUACCUCCUGCUCAGUGGUCCUCCACCCCUCUGGCCCUGCGAGCCACAGCGGGACUCAGGCUGCUGCCGGGGGAGAAAGCGACACAACUCCUCGACAAGGCGAAGGAGGUGUUCGAGGCGUCUUCGUUCCCUCAUAGGCCUAACAGCGUGGCGAUCAUGGACGGUACUGAUGAAGGGGUCUCUGCUUGGAUCACCGUAAACUUUUUAUUAGGUGGUCUUCAUGGGUCUGAAGUUCCCACAGUGGGCAUGUUGGAUCUGGGAGGUGGCUCGACCCAGAUCACUUUCUCGCCACAGGAUGAGAAAACCAUCCAGACCUCCCCGAUCGACUAUGUGACGUCGUUUCAGAUGUUCAACAGUAGCCGCACCCUCUAUUCGCACAGCUACCUGGGACUCGGUUUGAUGUCCGCCAGACUGGCCGUGCUGGGAGGGGUUGAAGGACAGCCUGUAGGGGGCAGUCAGGAGCUGGUGAGUCCAUGUCUGGCGCCAGACUACACAGGAGAGUGGGAGCAUGCAGAGGUCACCUACACCCUAAAGGGCCAGAAAGCAGGAGAGCCCAUCUACGAGUCAUGCUUGAGCAAAGUGGAGAAGAUGAUCUACAAACGAGUGCAGAAAGCAGAAGAGGUGAAACGCAUGGAGUUCUAUGCAUUCUCGUAUUACUACGACCGUGCUGUGGACCUGGGCCUCAUCGAUGAGAAGUCCGGAGGCUCCCUUCGUGUAAGCAACUACAUAGAUGGUGCCAAAAAAGUGUGUAAGGACAUGGAGGCUGGUGCAGGAACAAACCCUUUCCUCUGUCUGGACCUCACCUACAUCUCAGUGCUGCUGCAGGAGCUCGGCUUCCCCCCGGACAAGGAGCUGAAGCUGGCCAGAAAAAUCAACGAGGUGGAGACGAGCUGGGCUUUAGGAGCCACCUUCUAUUACAUGGAAUCGCUCCACAGACAUUAACCAGGUCCAGUUCUCACACUCGAAAGACCCAAAAGACUUCAUAGGCUCGUACAACGUAAGACCUAAAGCCCCCCCGAUGACCUGAGAACGAACCAAGCGGCUGACGAGGAGAGUGCUGAUGUAGGAUCAGCUCAUUUCUUCCUGUUAAUCUGUUCAUGGACAUAAACCUGUAAAGGAACAGCUGAUCCUAGAUCAGCACUCGGUCUGGAAAUAUACAAAGAAGUAGCACUAGUGUUGCACUAGAUGCCAACUUUGUUUACAUACACACACACACACACACACACACACACACACACACACACACACACA
Molecule: messenger RNA, 2052 nt
Organism: Ictalurus furcatus (blue catfish)
Lineage: Eukaryota; Metazoa; Chordata; Actinopteri; Siluriformes; Ictaluridae
Gene: entpd6
Product: ectonucleoside triphosphate diphosphohydrolase 6
Exons: 14
Coding region: 451-1743 (430 amino acids)
Biological process (GO): nucleoside diphosphate catabolic process
Cellular component (GO): Golgi apparatus; membrane
Molecular function (GO): UDP phosphatase activity; GDP phosphatase activity
Source: RefSeq, a predicted model, not a curated record